UUCGUCGCCACCGGCCGGCCGAAUCAGCCUCUUGCAUGUGCGGUUGCGAGAAAGAGAUUGAAAGGAGGAAGAAGAUAAGAAAAGGGGCUGACAAGUAGGCCCCACCAUUUUUUUAUUUUAGCAUUUGUCACUUCCAUGUGGGACCCACUUCUAUUUUGGUGAUAUGGCCGCCACAUCAGCAUAUUUGGACCAAGUCAACCUGCCACAUCAGCAUAAACCGCUUACAAAACCACCCGAGGAGUCGAUUUACACCGGUUUUCGGAGAUGAGGGAGUCGUUAUACCUUUUGUGUGGUUGAGGGAUGUUAUUAGACGAAGGGCAAAAGAUGAGUGAGGUAAAAUGGACUUAUUCCUUCUCUUUUUAUACGAAGAAGAAAUUCUAAGGUACUCCUUCACAAAUAGUGCCAGCCCAGCAAAAGUCCAAUCCAGCUCCGUGAAUUGAAUCCAUUAUCCAUCUCGUAUAGAUUAUCAGCCCAUUGUGCAAUCCUAACAGGCCCAUUUAAUUUUGAAGCCUGGUCCAGUCCACGCCACCAACGGACGCGCCGUCGAUCAGCUCUAGAGAUCUCGCGCCACACCCAGCACCCGCUGCUUGCCAUAUGCCGGUGACCUCCAGAACAAGCAGGAAACCUCAUCACUCACCCACUCCUCGACCCUUCACGACGCAUCCAACCCAUCCUCACUUCUCAACUGAUUCUCGUAUAAAUCCACCCCCCUCGAACACCGGAUCAUCGGUCGCCAAAAAUCACACAAACCUGCGUGCAAAGCCAUCUUGAUCCAGCGAGCAAAACAAAACAAACGUUGGAAUUAAACCGCGAAACCGAGAGCAACAAACUAACCAAGCAGUAACCAACAGCACAAUGUCGCUAGUGCGGAGCGGCAACGUGUUGGACCCGAUGUCGGUGGACUUCUGGGCGGACGCCGACCCGUUCGGCGCCGUGCGCUCCCUCGCGGAGCGGUGCCCCGUGCUCACCAACGUCCGCGUCGACUGGAAGGAGACGCCGACGGCGCACGUCUUCACGGCCGACCUCCCCGGCGUCCGGAAGGAUCAGGCCAAGGUGGAGGUGGAGGACGGCGGCGUGCUCGUCAUCAGCGGCGAGCGCGCCAGGGAGGAGGACGUCGACGGGAAGAACGACGAGCGGUGGCACCACGUGGAGCGCAGCAGCGGCAAGUUCCAGAGGCGGUUCCGCCUGCCGCGCGGCGCGCGGGUGGACCAGGUGAGCGCGUCCAUGGACAAUGGGGUGCUCACGGUCACCGUGCCCAAGGAGGAGACCAAGAAGCCGCAGCUGAAGGCUAUCCCCAUCUCGGGCUGAUCAUAUCACCGUCCGUGUUCGGCUGUUUGCUGCGUGCAUUUGGCAUGAUCACAAGGAUAUGCCAAUAAUAAACUGUGUUUCAAGCAAGGGAAAAUAAUAUAAUUGUCAUAUGUAGCCCGUACGUACGUGUCGCUCGUGUGUAUGCAUGUGUGUACUAGUAGUACGCACUACGUGUGUUACAGUAUUGAACUGUCUUAAUUUGUCGUUGAUGAUCAGUUCUUCGUCAGAUAUGCGAUCAUGUACCUGUCUACCGCGGAUAUGGGAAUAAAUCUGUAUUGCUAGUCGUACAAGCUA
Oryza sativa Japonica Group (Japanese rice) is the source of this 1602-nucleotide messenger RNA. NCBI's taxonomy places the organism in Eukaryota, Viridiplantae, Streptophyta, Magnoliopsida, Poales, Poaceae. The record is from RefSeq and is a predicted model, not a curated record.